AUGCGGCAAACCCUUCUCUCAGUCGCCGCGCUCUCUCUGACUGUCGCUUCGGCGAGCGCCGCUUCGGUCGUCUAUGUGACUGACCUCACCAUCUACAGCGCUCUUUCCGCUAUCUCGUACAAUGUUCAGGCUCAGACAGGGGACAAAUGUCCCGAGGCCGUCACUGAACUGCAGUCCUGUAUCUGCACGAAAAACAACAACUUCGCGUCGAUAUCGUCCGUGCUGUCCUACUCAGUCAGCUACUCGUGCGGAUCAACCGCGAGCGAAGAUCAAACAUCGGCAGCAUAUGUCUUGAGCGCAUACUGUAAUCAGGAAUCGCCCGCCUCCUUCCCAACCCCAACCGCCGUGAGUGCCUACAUCACAGAUAUCCCAGAUGUCGGUUAUCUGGCGCCAUGUGCCCAAAGCGGCCUUUCCUACGCGAUACAGACUUUGACGUACGCUCGCUGUCCUCCUGAGGCCCCUGCGCUGGCCAGCUGCGCCUGCUCCAAGAAUCAGAACUCGCUGCUUGUCAGCCAACUUAUCAACAGUUCGGUCAAAUACUCGUGCUCCUCAAUAGCCGCAGAUGUGUCGUCUGCGCAUGCUAUGUUCGCCGCUUACUGUGCCAUGAACAAUGGCACGACAAGCUUUCCCAAACCGUCAAAUCCGCCUGGAGACAUGACGUACUACAUCACCGACUUGCCGCAGUUUGGCAGUCUUGCCCCCUGUGCUGCUAAUGCCUUGUCGUAUGUUGUGCAAUCGCAAACAAGAGAUUUAUGUCCCGAAGGCCCGCAGGCCCUUGCCUCGUGUGUGUGCAUCAAGGAGGGGAUGACGGCUGAGCUCCUCAAGGUCCUCACUUCGUCCGUCAAGUACAGCUGUGACUCAACUGCCACCGAAGACGUUUCUUCCGCAGUCUCGGUUUACAACUACUAUUGCAGUGCUGCCCAGGCGCAGGUAACUGCUGCCGGCAUUACCGUGUCUGUCGAGCAGACGUACCCCGCGGGAAUCACUCCUGGCACGGCAUCUCCGCGACAGACCGGGGGCUCAACAAGCGGAAGCGGCAAUGGAAAUGGAAGUGGGAGUGGAAACUCGGGCGGUCAAGGAGCCGCCAAUCAAGGCGACGACUCUUCAGGCUCCAGCGGCCCCAAUGUUCCCGUUAUCGUCGGAGUGGCAGUUGGUGUUGUUGCAGGUCUGGGUCUACUCGCAGGCCUCAUCUUCUUCCUCGUCAAAUCAGCAAAGAAACGUCGAGCCAUGGAACAGUUACCUAUUCCGGACAGUGCUGGCGGCGACCAUGGACCCCAGGGACCCUUCCCCUUGGGACCUUAUGGAGGAAAAGCGGAGUUGGCCAGCGAUGCGAUCGCCGCACCGCCCCCGCCGGCGAGCCCCUCCCCAAGUACGCUUAGGGUCAACGCCCCGGUGCGCGCCGAUACUGUGUCGCCGGUCUCAGCGCUUACCGGUGUUUAUGCACCGCCGCCGAACAAACCAGAACUGCAAGGCCAGCCCGCAGCAUUGUACCCCCCCAUGCCUAACACCGCGGAGCUGCAAGGCCAAGGAGGAGCAACUUACCCUCCGCCGGCGCCGGGGCCCCCUCCGCCCAAUGCGCCCGAGCUGUACGGGCAAGGCUUCCCUCAGCCAAACAGACCCGAGCUGCAAGGGCAUGUCGCCCCAUACCCGAUGCCGUCGCCAUCGCCAAACCGGUCAGAAUUGCAAGGCCAGGGGUCACCGUUCCAUAGCCCCAACCCGAAUCGGCCGGAGCUCGCUGGUCAGUACGGCUACGCUCAGUCGCCGCAGCAGCCGCACCACCAACAACAACAACCGCAAAGUCCGCAACCGUACCCCUCUCCCCAGCAGCAGCAGGCGCAGGGGUACUAUCACUAUCAGUCAGGCUCCCCGCCGCCCGUGUACGGCCAGCAGCAGCCUCACCCGCCAUGGCAGUCUGGGCCCGUGCCGGGCUUCCAUGAGAUGGAUGGUGGUGGGUAUCCGGAGGCUAGGUGA
Canariomyces notabilis is the source of this 1971-nucleotide messenger RNA. RefSeq lists its product as uncharacterized. The transcript is spliced from 8 exons. Bases 1 to 1971 code for a protein of 656 amino acids. Lineage: Eukaryota; Fungi; Ascomycota; Sordariomycetes; Sordariales; Chaetomiaceae. The record is from RefSeq and is a predicted model, not a curated record.